CUACUUCUUCUUCCACCCUCUUCACAAAUCUCGAAAUUGAAAACUCUCUCCAACUCUCUCUCUCUCUGUUUAUCCAGACUGUACUGGACAACCAUGUCCGGCAGCACCACCGGCGACACCAAUGUGGAGGAAGAGUCCAUCACCGUUUCGUUGCUCUCGGCGCAACGAUCCGUUCCCAACUCCACCUCCCAAGUCGCCAUCGUCGGCUCCAAAGUCUGUCCCAUCGAGAGCCUCGACUACGAGAUAUUCGAGAACGAGAUGUUCAAGCAGGACUGGAGGAGCCAAGGGAAGUUGCAGAUAUUGCAGUACAUAUGCAUGAAGUGGCUCUUGUGCUUCCUUAUCGGCUUGACCGUCAGCGUCGUCGGCUUCUGCAACAAUCUCGCCGUUGAGAAUCUCGCCGGCGUCAAGUUCGUCGUCACCUCCAACAUGAUGUUGGAGAGUAGGUAUGGUAUGGCAUUUCUUGUAUUUUCGGUGUCUAAUUUGGUUCUGACUCUCUUUGCGUCUAUAAUUACGGCGUUUAUAGCACCGGCGGCUGCUGGGUCGGGUAUUCCGGAAGUGAAGGCAUACUUGAAUGGCGUGGAUGCGCCCGGAAUAUUUUCCUUACGGACUUUGUUUGUUAAGAUAAUUGGCAGCAUUUCUGCAGUGUCAUCAUCACUACUUGUGGGAAAGGCAGGGCCCAUGGUCCAUACUGGUGCAUGCAUUGCAUCAUUGCUGGGUCAGGGUGGGUCGAAGAAAUACCGUUUAACAUGCAAAUGGCUUCGUUUUUUCAAGAAUGAUAGAGACCGACGAGAUCUUGUAACGUGUGGAUCAGCAGCUGGAAUUGCUGCUGCUUUCCGUUCCCCUGUUGGUGGUGUGCUGUUUGCUCUUGAAGAGAUGGCUUCUUGGUGGAGAAGUGCCCUUCUUUGGAGAGCUUUCUUUACAACAGCUGUUGUUGCAAUUGUACUCCGUGCUUUCAUUGAUCUUUGUUUAAGUGGCAAAUGCGGACUAUUUGGUACAGGGGGGCUGAUAAUGUUCGAUGUGUAUUCAGCCAAUAUUUCAUAUCAUCUUGACGAUGUGCCUCCUGUGCUUGCCCUUGGUAUUAUAGGGGGCAUAUUGGGUAGUUUAUAUAAUUUUCUUUUGGAUAAGGUUCUCCGAAUAUACACUCUCAUUAAUGAGAAAAGCAUUUUUAACAAAAUUUUUCUUGCUUGCUUGAUCUCCAUUUUCACAUCCUGUCUUCUUUUCGGAUUACCAUGGCUUGCAUCUUGCCGAAUUUGUCCAGCUGAUGCAACUGAAGCCUGUCCUACAAUAGGCCGCUCUGGUAACUACAAGAAGUUCCAGUGUCCUCCUGGUUACUACAAUGAUCUUGCAAGUCUCAUUUUUAACACAAAUGAUGAUGCUAUCAGAAAUCUUUUUAGUAAAGGCACCGAUUCCGAGUUCCAACACUCCUCAGUUCUUAUAUUCUUUAUCACCUGCUUUUUCUUAAGCAUCUUUAGCUAUGGGGUUGUUGCUCCUGCCGGUCUCUUUGUGCCUGUUAUUGUUACUGGUGCAUCUUAUGGACGUCUGGUUGGAAUGUUACUUGGUUCACACUCUAAUCUUAACCAUGGCCUUUAUGCUGUGCUUGGUGCUGCUUCCUUUCUUGGUGGGUCUAUGAGGAUGACAGUUUCUCUCUGUGUAAUUAUCCUAGAAUUGACCAAUAAUCUACUAUUGCUGCCAUUGAUAAUGCUGGUGCUUCUUGUUUCCAAGACUGUAGCAGAUGCUUUCAAUGGCAAUAUCUAUGACCUUAUCAUGAAAGCCAAGGGUUUUCCUUAUCUUGAGACUCAUGCUGAGCCAUAUAUGAGGCAGCUGACAGUAGGUGACAUUGUCACAGGCCCGCUGCAGCUCUUUAAUGGCAUUGAGAAGGUAAGUAAUAUAGUACAUGUUCUUCGAACUACAAAGCACAAUGGCUUCCCUGUAAUUGAUGAGCCUCCGCUUUCCGAAUCCCCAGUUCUUUUUGGUAUAAUCCUACGAGCUCACCUUAUUACAUUGUUAAAGAAGAAAGCUUUCUUAUCCACCCAAGUCCCAACAGGCAUUGAUGCCUGGAAGCAGUUUUCAGCGGAGGAUUUUGCAAAGAGGGGUUCAGGCAAUGGUGACAAGAUAGAAGAUAUUGGAUUAACUGAGGAAGAGAUGGAAAUGUUCAUAGAUUUACAUCCUUUUACUAAUGCUUCUCCUUAUACUGUUGUGGAGACAAUGUCGCUAGCAAAGGCUCUCAUACUUUUUCGAGAAGUCGGUUUAAGGCACCUGCUGGUGAUACCCAAGAUCUCUCUUAGAGCCCCUGUGGUGGGUAUAUUAACUAGGCACGACUUCAUGCCAGAACACAUAUUAGGUUUGCACCCACUGCUGGUAAGGAGCAGGUGGAAAAGAUUAAGAAUCCGGUUCCCGUCUUGGGGUAAAAUCUUUUAGGGUUUCUCGGCAAACAUCAGAGCAUAGUCAUGAGAAUAAGUUUGUACAUAGUUUUAAUGGAGCUGCAGGUUACCGAAUCAUUACAGAACUGGCUUUUUUUCUUCUUUUCCAAUAUCUUUACAAAGUUCAGAGCUGAAGAGGGCCAGGUAUGGACAAAUCUUGUUCAAUUAACAAUAUGAUGAACAAAGUGAUUGUUUCAUGAACCAUUACUUGUGCCAACUCUUGUAUAUUGUGGUACAUUAAAUAAAUUAUUAAUGCUAUCUUUUGGGAAUUUUUACUUGAAAAUUUA
Molecule: messenger RNA, 2707 nt
Organism: Corylus avellana
Lineage: Eukaryota; Viridiplantae; Streptophyta; Magnoliopsida; Fagales; Betulaceae
Product: Voltage-gated chloride channel family protein
Biological process (GO): chloride transport; transmembrane transport
Cellular component (GO): intracellular membrane-bounded organelle; plant-type vacuole membrane
Molecular function (GO): voltage-gated chloride channel activity
Source: RefSeq, a predicted model, not a curated record